UCAAAACUUGUGCACACGCCAUUACGUCGUUCUGGGAAGCUGGAUGUACCGCACGCUGCCGACAAGGCGUCUUGGGUCGGGCGGGGCGGUUCGGGUCGUUAGACGGCGGCUAGCCACCGAGGCAGCGCCCACGCCCGCCGCGCCUGCCCCGAAAAAGCGACACAUCGUCCGCAACCUCUUCCUGACGAGCACCGGUCUCGUCGGGACGUUUUACCUUGCCUCUCCCUUCCUCGCAUUCAAGAACGAGAUCUACUACGAGUUUUUCACAGACAAUGUCCCGCUGGGGCAUGCCGUCAUGGACUACGCGGAGAGCAACCACUGGAACAAGGCCACGCCCGAGUCCGUGCUCGCAGACGUACAGAAAAUGCUCGAGGAUGCACAGCGCUUCGUCACGGACAAGAUCAACGGCACGACGGCGUCGGGCACCGUGCAGGACACCAAGGCCGUCGCGAGGAACACGAAGGAGGCUGCUCUGCGUAUCGUCCAGGAGUCCAAAGACCGCGCCAACGCAGCGGCCGCCCGGAUCAAGACGGAGGUGAAGAAGGACGUCGCAGAGACCAGCGCGGUCGUGAAGCACCAGUCUGAGCAGUUCACGCGCGAGAUCAGGGAGCUCGUGCGCGAUGCGGAGAACGCCCUGACGCAGGGUGUAGAGGUCGCUGCUCUCGCUACGGAGUCGGACGUCUCGGCUCCUCCCCCCGCUUCAAGAGACACCGCACCUGAUGUCUACGACGCUCCUUUGCCCGUUGGAUUCGAGCUCCCCCAUGGCUACAGACGUCCGCCUCCCCCUCCUGCACCGAAAGAGCCCGAGCCGGCAAUGGAGCCCCUUCCUCGUCUCACGCCUGCCCUAGUUUCCAUCACAGGUUCUGAGCCCAUCGUGGCGCAUCUGGCCGGUACCAUCGACAACCUGACCGCCUUCGUGGAGGCGAACCCGGCAUCUGCGGCGCAAGCUGCUCCCGUGAUCGAUGCCGCCAAAGCGGACCUGACCGCCCUCGUGGAGCGGAUCGAGAAAGUGCGCGAGACGGAGCGCACGGAGCUCGAGGGCAAGCUGGACGACCAGACGCGCGAGUAUACUGUGAAACUGCUGGAGCUCGAAAUGGAGGCGCAGGACAAGCUGGAUGGCCAGGAACAGGACUUCCGCCGAUUCUUUGAUGAAGAGCGGGCCAAGUUGAUCGAUGCGUAUAGACUGAAGCUGGAGCUUGAGUUGGAGACUCAGACAGAGCUCAUCAACGAGCGACUCAAGGAAGAAGUCGUCGCCCAGGGCAUUGAACUCCAACGCCGCUGGAUUCGCGAGGUCAAGGUCCACGUCGAACAAGAACGCGGAGGCCGACUGGCGAAGAUCGAGGAAUUGGCGACCAACCUGAAGAAGCUCGAGCGGAUCGCGCUAGACAACUCGGUGUACCUGGACGAGAACCUGCGGAUCCACGCGCUGUGGUCCGCCCUCCGCGCGCUGACAGCCUCGGCCAUCAGCAGCCCCGUGCGCAAACCCUUCCGCGAGGAACUGCGCAUCGUGCGCCACAUCUCUGCCGCCCGCGACGACGAGGUCGUAGCCGCUGCCCUCGAGUCCCUCGAGGCCUCGGACGUUCCCGACGUCGGCGUCGAGCCCUUCGCCGAUCUGGCGACGUGGUUCGCACGCGAGGUCGCGCCGAAGGUGGCGCAUGUGGCGCUCGUGCCCGAGCAGGAUGCGGGGCUGCUCUCGCAUCUCGCGAGCCGCGCCUUCGCCGCUCUCCAGUUCCGCCGCCAAGGUCUGGUCGCGGGCGAUGACGUGCUGAGCGUCCUCGCGCGGGCCGAAUACCAUCUCAACGAGAAGGAUCUUGACAGCGCGGCCCGCGAGCUCAACCAGCUCAAGGGGACCGCCAAGCUGCUGUUGGCGGACUGGCUCGAUGCUGCGCGCAAGCGGCUGGAGGUUGAGCAGGCCCUCGAAGUCGUGCAGGCGCAGGCGACGUUGGCAUCCUUGUUGGUAGUGUAAUGCAGCAUCAUACAUCCAUAGAGAACUCCUGCAACACAACACCAACAUCUUGAGUCUGUAUAUUUCAAGCUAGGUCCGUGUUCUGAGCUUCGCUUCGGCUGAGAAAGGCGAAACGCCGGGGCCUUGGGUAAGUGAUGCACUUCCUGCGAGAAGUACUAUCUAAGAAGAAAAGAUAUCAGUUGGCAAGUCUGACCUGAUAAAACGAAUGGGAGCGGUGUAAUAAUGAAAGGAUAGAGGAUCAAAACGUUCCGACACGGGGAAUUGAACCCCGGGCUGCCGCGCACUCGACCUCACUGCUGAGAGGCGGCAAUGUUAGCCACUACACCAUAUCGGAUAAUUGCAGCGCCUUCAAGAAAGCACUAGAUAGCUCGUAUCAAAUGAUG
Molecule: messenger RNA, 2349 nt
Organism: Mycena citricolor
Lineage: Eukaryota; Fungi; Basidiomycota; Agaricomycetes; Agaricales; Mycenaceae
Source: the annotation of a GenBank genome assembly